AUGGCGCACAUAUUCGACAUCGGGACGCGGGCAUGGCAGCCCGACACGACCGAGGGCUGGGUGGCCUCGGAAGUCGUGGACAAGCAGAUCGACGGCGACAAGGUGAAGCUGGUCUUCCAGCUGGAGAACGGGGAGAGCAAGACCAUCGAGACGACGCUCGCCGCCAUCCAGACGGGCAACGACCCGAAUCUGCCGCCGCUGAUGAACCCGGCCAUGCUCGAGGCCAGCGACGACCUGACCAACCUGUCGCACCUCAACGAGCCCGCCGUGCUGCAGGCUAUCAAGCUGCGCUACCUGCAGAAUGAAAUCUACACCUACUCGGGCAUCGUCCUGAUCGCAACAAACCCCUUUGCCCGCGUCGACUCGCUCUACGUGCCCGGCAUGGUGCAGGUCUACGCCGGCAAGCAGCGCUCCUACGGCGCCCCCCACCUGUUCGCCAUCGCCGAGGAGGCCUUUGCCGACAUGCUGCGCGACCAGAAGAACCAGACCAUUGUCGUCUCCGGCGAGUCUGGUGCCGGCAAGACGGUCAGCGCCAAGUACAUCAUGCGCUACUUCGCAACCCGCGAGUCGCCCGACAACCCAGGCAAGCGGCGCGGCAAGAUCGACUCCAUGUCCGAGACCGAGGAGCAGAUCCUGGCCACCAACCCCAUCAUGGAGGCCUUUGGUAACGCCAAAACCACGCGUAACGACAACUCGUCCCGUUUCGGCAAAUACAUUGAGAUCAUGUUCAACAAGCAGACGGACAUCAUCGGCGCCAAGAUCAGGACCUACUUGCUCGAGCGCUCGAGAUUGGUCUUUCAGCCGCUUAAGGAGCGCAACUACCACAUUUUUUACCAGCUCGUCGCCGGUGCUUCUGAUGCCGAGCGCCAGGAGCUGUCUUUGAAGCCCGUCGAGGAGUUCAGCUACCUCAACCAGGGUAGCGCGCCCGUCAUCGACGGCAUGGACGACAAGGCCGAGUUCGAGGCAACAAAGAGCUCUCUGACAAAGGUCGGUGUUGCGCAGGAGACACAGGCUCAGAUCUUCCGUCUGCUUGCGGCUCUGUUGCACAUUGGAGACGUCAAGAUCACCGCCACACGGACAGACUCGAAUCUGGCGCCUGACGAGCCUGCACUGGUCAAGGCUUGUGGCCUCCUCGGAAUCGAUGCCGCCAACUUCGCGAAAUGGACGGUCAAGAAGCAGCUCAUCACAAGAGGAGAGAAGAUCGUCUCGAACCUGACACAACAGCAAGCCGUGGUCGUCCGAGACUCCGUCGCCAAGUUCAUCUACUCAAGUCUCUUCGACUGGCUGGUCGAGCGCACCAACGAGAGUCUGGCCACAGAGGAGGUCCUCUCGCAGGCCCGCUCUUUCAUUGGUGUCCUGGAUAUCUACGGGUUCGAGCAUUUUGCGAAAAACUCGUUUGAGCAGUUUUGUAUCAACUAUGCCAACGAGAAGUUGCAGCAAGAGUUCAACGCUCACGUCUUCAAGCUCGAGCAGGAGGAGUACAUGCGCGAGCAGAUUGAUUGGACGUUCAUCGACUUCGCGGACAACCAGCCCUGCAUCGACUUGAUCGAAGGCAAGCUUGGUAUUCUGUCUCUGCUUGACGAAGAGUCUCGUCUGCCCAUGGGUUCCGAUGAGCAGUUUGUCACCAAGCUGCACCACAACUACUCUGGCGACAAGCACAAGUUCUACAAGAAGCCGCGAUUCGGCAAGUCUGCUUUCACCGUCUGCCAUUACGCCGUCGACGUCACAUACGAGUCCGAUGGUUUCAUCGAAAAGAACAGAGAUACGGUGCCAGAUGAGCACAUGGAGGUGCUGAGGUCGUCUUCCAACAAGUUCUUGAUUGAGAUCUUGGAUGUUGCGUCGUCCAUCCGCGAGAAGGAGACCGCCCCGAUCGCGAAGCCGGGAACCACAAUGUCCGCCGGCCGACGGAUAGCAACCAACAGGAAACCCACACUGGGAGGCAUCUUCAAGUCCUCCCUCAUCGAGCUCAUGGCGACCAUCAAUUCCACCGAUGUUCACUACAUUCGCUGCAUCAAGCCCAACGAGGCCAAGGCGGCCUGGCAGUUUGAUGGACCCAUGGUCCUCAGCCAACUGCGCGCUUGUGGUGUUCUCGAGACUGUCAGAAUCAGUUGCGCUGGUUACCCCACAAGAUGGACAUAUGAGGAGUUUGCCCUCCGCUACUACAUGUUGGUGCCAUCGUCAGGGUGGACGCCCGAGAUCCGCGACAUGGCCAAGGCCAUUCUCCACAAGGCCUUGGGUAACAGCAAGAAUGACGGCACCGACAAGUACCAGAUGGGUCUGACCAAGAUCUUCUUCCGCGCCGGUAUGCUUGCGUUCCUCGAGAACCUCCGCACAGCAAGGUUGAACGAUGCCGCCGUCAUGAUCCAGAAGAAUCUGAGGGCCAAGUACUACCGCCGCAUCUACUUGGAGAUGCGUGAUGCCAUUGUCGCUGUGCAGUCUCUGGCUAGAGGUUUCAUGACCCGGGAGCGUGCCGAGGAACAAAGACAAGUCAAAGCCGCAACUACCAUCCAAAGGGUGUGGCGCGGAUCGAAAGACCGCAAGCGAUUCCACGUCGUGCGACAGUCCGUCAUUCUCUUCGAGGCCGCAGCAAAGGGUUUCCUCUGCCGAAAGAACAUCCUCGACACAAGGCUUGGCAACGCUGCUCGCAUCAUCCAGCGCACUUGGAGGUCGCAAAGAUCGCUCCAAGCCUGGAGGCAAUACCGCAAGAAGAUUGUUCUCAUCCAGAGCCUGUGGCGAGGAAAGAAGGCGCGAAAGGAGUACAAGCUUCUGCGUGCCGAGUCUCGCGACUUGAAGAACAUUUCCUACAAGUUGGAAAACAAGGUUGUCGAACUCACUCAGACUCUUGGCUCGAUGAAGGAGCAGAACAAGUCUCUGAAGCAGCAGGUCGACAAUUACGAAAACCAGAUCAAGUCCUACAAGGAGAGGAGCCGUGCGCUCGAGAACAGGCAGAAGGAGCUGCAGGUCGAGGCCAAUCAGGCCGGUAUCACCGCAGCCAAGCUGAGCCAGAUGGAGGACGAGUUCAAGAAGCUGCAGACCAACUACGAGGAGAGCACCGCCAAGAUGCGACACUUGCAGGAAGAGGAGAAGCAGCUACGUGCGUCCCUCAAGCAGACCACCGAGGAUCUCGACAACUCCAAGAGAAGGAGCAAUGUCACCGAGACGGAGAAGAUGACUCUCCGUCAGCAGCUCGCCGAGCUGCAGGAGCAGGUGGAGUUGAUGAAGCGCGCUGGACCAAUCCACAGCACGCUGGAGAACGGCAACAUACCCAUUGCCGCCAGCAGCCUCAUCAACCUCGUCGCAUCGAAGAAGCCAAAGAGGCGAAGUGCUGGACCAGACACUCGCGAUCUAGACCGCUUCAGCGCCACCUACAACCCUCGACCGGUCUCGAUGGCUGUUGGCUCGACCGCCCACAGGCAGAACCUGUCUGGCUCCACAUUCGCGCAGCUCGAUAACGUCGAGCUUGAGCUUGAGAACAUCCUGGCUGAUGAGGACAUGCUCAACGACGAGGUUACUCUGGGUCUCAUCAAGAACCUGAAGAUUCCUUCCCCGACCACCACGCCUCCUCCCACAGACAAGGAGGUCCUCUUCCCCGCCUACCUCAUCAACCUCGUCACCUCUGAGAUGUGGAACAACGGCUUUGUCAAGGAGUCUGAGCGCUUCCUUGCGAACGUCAUGCAGUCCAUCCAGCAGGAGGUCAUGCAGCAUGACAGCGACGAUGCCAUCAAUCCCGGCGCCUUUUGGUUGUCGAACGUCCAUGAGAUGCUCUCGUUUGUCUUCCUUGCGGAGGACUGGUACGAGCAGCAGAAGACGGACAACUACGAGUACGACCGCCUGCUCGAGAUCGUCAAGCACGAUCUGGAGAGUCUUGAGUUCAACAUCUACCACACGUGGAUGAAGGUGCUCAAGAAGAAGCUGCACAAGAUGAUCAUCCCCGCCAUCAUCGAGUCGCAAUCGCUCCCCGGCUUCGUCACCAACGAGAGCAACCGCUUCCUCGGCAAGCUCCUCCAGGGCAGCAACACGCCCGCGUACAGCAUGGACAAUCUGCUCAGCCUGCUGAACAGCGUCUACAAGGCCAUGAAGGCCUUCUACCUCGAAGACACAAUCAUCACACAGUGUGUCACGGAGCUGCUGCGCCUCGUCGGCGUCACGGCCUUCAAUGACCUGCUCAUGCGUCGCAACUUCCUCUCCUGGAAGCGUGGUCUGCAAAUCAACUACAACAUCACGCGCAUCGAAGAGUGGUGCAAGUCGCACGACAUGCCCGAGGGCACGCUGCAGCUGGAGCACCUGAUGCAAGCGACCAAGCUGCUGCAGCUGAAGAAGGCGACGCUCAACGACAUCGAGAUCAUCCAGGACAUCUGCUGGAUGCUGAGCCCCAACCAGAUCCAGAAGCUGCUCAACCAGUACCUCGUCGCCGACUACGAGCAGCCCAUCAACGGCGAGAUCAUGAAGGCCGUCGCCAGCCGCGUCACGGAGAAGAGCGACGUCCUGCUGCUCACCGCCGUCGACAUGGAGGACUCUGGGCCGUACGAGAUCGCAGAGCCGCGCGUCAUCACCGCGCUGGAAACGUACACGCCGUCUUGUAAGUCCUUCUCCUCUUUCUGUUAUGUGACUUUUGUACUGACCCCCACAGGGCUGCAAACCCCGCGCCUCAAGCGCCUCGCGGAGAUUGUCUCGCAGCAGGCCAUUGCGCAGCAGGAGAAGAUGGAGCUCGACGCGCCCAGCCCGUCGGAGAACGGGCACGCGAACGGGUUCCGCGAGCAGCCCAUUAUGGAGGAGGUCGGUGCGUAG
Didymella exigua CBS 183.55 is the source of this 4788-nucleotide messenger RNA. RefSeq lists its product as uncharacterized. NCBI's taxonomy places the organism in Eukaryota, Fungi, Ascomycota, Dothideomycetes, Pleosporales, Didymellaceae. Gene Ontology annotation, biological process: actin filament organization; vesicle transport along actin filament. The record is from RefSeq and is a predicted model, not a curated record. The coding region runs from base 1 to 4788 and encodes 1595 amino acids. Gene Ontology annotation, molecular function: microfilament motor activity; actin filament binding; ATP binding. Gene Ontology annotation, cellular component: vesicle; actin cytoskeleton; cytoplasm. The transcript has 3 exons.